CAUAUGGAUUUGAGCAACAUUUAUUAUUAUUAAAAAAAAAUCUUGUUCUUGCUGACAUGGAAGUAGAACUUAAACAAACCUCUGAAUGGUCUAAGCUUGAAGAAAAUACUCCAAUCUCUAAAAUUUCAACAAAGAAAUCUCGUUGGGAUGAAACUCAUUCAGAUGCUCAAAUUGGAGUCACGCCUGCUGGGAAUUUGGGGUUAGUGACUCCUACCCCUGAUAAUCUCGUGCCUAUGACGUCUGAAGUACGACUAUGGGAAAAAGAUCUAGACACACGUAAUAAAUCUUUAUCAGAUGAAGUGCUUAAUGCAACGUUUCCUUCAACUGGUUACAAAAUUCUGGAACCACCAUCAGGAUAUGUACCGAUCAGAACUCUUGCUCGUAAAUUGAUGGCCACAUCAACACCAAUAGUAGGCGAAGAAAUACCAGGUGUUGGUAACUUGACAUUUUUUAAACAAGAAGAUAAGCAACACUUUGGUAAAUUAUUAAAAGAUAAAGAUGAAAGUGAAUUACCUGAACUUGGAGCUGGAGCACUUUUUAAUCAGAUUCUUCCUCUAUUGAUGUCUCAAAAUUUAAAAGAUCAAGAAUGUCAUUUACUAGUUAAAGUAAUUGAUUGUAUUCUUUAUAAGCUUGAUGCUUUGGUACGUCCAUAUGUCCAUAAAAUUCUUGUAGUCAUUGGACCGCUUUUGAUUGAUGAAGAUUAUUUUGCAAGAUUUGAGGACUGUGAAAUUAUAAGUAAUUUAAAUAAAGCUGCUGGAUUACCAAAGAUGAUUUCUACAGUGAGAGCAGAUAUUGAACAUGUUGAAGAAUAUGUUAAAUACACUACGGCAAGAGUCUUUUCAGUUGUAGCAUCUGCACAUGGAAUUCCUGCAGUAUUACCAUUUUUGAAAGCGAUAUUGAUUGCAAAAACAACACAAUCAGUCAUUGAUCGAAUGCAAAGAGUAGAAAUUCCAGCAGAAUCUAACACUGUAG
This is a messenger RNA of Entrophospora candida, 972 nucleotides long. The record is from the annotation of a GenBank genome assembly. Lineage: Eukaryota; Fungi; Glomeromycota; Glomeromycetes; Entrophosporales; Entrophosporaceae.